AUGCCGAACACUAGCAUUGUCGUAAACUAUGACCUUAUGGAUGAACAUACUGCCGAUCCGAUGUACCUCGAGUACCUCACGUGCCGCAAGUACCAGCUCCACUACGCUGUCAUCAGUCGCGAAGAUGAGCUCGCGGUCUGUAUCACAAAUAACCACAAGGCGGAAGACGCCAUCCGCACCCAGAUCGCAACCAUCGAUAAGGUCCAGUACAACGGGGACACUGAGGGGACUGCACCUUUCAAGACGAUGCUCUAUAGGCUCGAGGAGCUCAAACGAGUGAAAUCAAACUCUGCCCCCAUCAUGAAUGAGACGGCCUUACUUGUGAAGAGUCUCAAGGCUGCGCUCGCGGAGAUCGAGCUUGAAGUAGACUAUAACGAGAGACUAGUUGAUGAGGCUGAGGCCGACCAGAUGAAGGAAUAUGAUGACCAAAUCAACGAAGAGCAAGCGAUCACACGGACGCCUCCCCCUCGAUCAAAUCAGAGGAGAUAG
Morchella importuna is the source of this 489-nucleotide messenger RNA. RefSeq lists its product as uncharacterized. The record is from RefSeq and is a predicted model, not a curated record. The coding region runs from base 1 to 489 and encodes 162 amino acids. The transcript has 2 exons. NCBI's taxonomy places the organism in Eukaryota, Fungi, Ascomycota, Pezizomycetes, Pezizales, Morchellaceae.